This is a messenger RNA of Rhizopus microsporus ATCC 52813, 2005 nucleotides long. RefSeq lists its product as uncharacterized. The record is from RefSeq and is a predicted model, not a curated record. Lineage: Eukaryota; Fungi; Mucoromycota; Mucoromycetes; Mucorales; Rhizopodaceae. The transcript has 2 exons. Bases 62 to 1897 code for a protein of 611 amino acids.
AGAAUAGUUUUUAUAAACAGACGCUCAUUCUUUCUUCUUUUCUCUUUCUUUAACUUAAAACAUGGGGCUUUUAAAGAUUGGAAGCCUGUAUAAAAAAAAUAAAAAGAAAUCAAUCAUAGAGCAGAGUCCUCCUGUUGCUCCACCUUCUUUACCUACUUUAUCACUUGAUGAACCAUUAAAACCACGACAAGAACAAGAACAACAAACGGUAACUGCUGGCUCAGGAAGUUUGUUUGAUGAUAUCUUGGCUGAACUCAAUUCACCUACGGCAAAAAAGGAAGAAAGCUUACUCGAUGAUUUUUCUUUAGCUCUGGCUUUAUCUCAAAAACUAGACUUGAAUCAUGACGAACCUUUAAAAAAGAAGGAAACACCCAAGACGACGAAUCAAACUGUAGAAAAGAAACAAUCCAACUUAUUGACAGGUGACAGUAUUUAUAGUAACUAUUUAAAAAAUCUAUCAGCGCUGGAUGACACUUCAUCUCCUGAUACAUCCAUGUUUUCUUCGCUUUUAAAUGCCAGUCAUAUUAGCAAUAAUAAUAAGAGCACAACACCUAUCGCUAGCAGCUCGACGCCCACACUAAGACCGCCCGUCACAACCAUGAAGGUUUUAGACUCGGACAUUUCGGAUUCAGAAGAAUCCAAAAAGGACGAUGAUGAGGAUGAGGAUGGCCGUGUAACAAGAGGCAUACGUCCAAUCAUGGAACGACGUACACAGGAUCAUCGUCUGAAACGCAAGAUUGAUUCCUGGACUAAUCGUGUUGACCCAAACGCCAAUCGCGUCGAAUCAAAUGAGGCAAUGAUUGAAAGAAUGAAGGACAGACAUCGAAAUCAAGUCAAACUGGCUGCUCUUCAACGACAACAGGAAAUGCAAAAUAUGAUGAUGAUGAACAUGGUUCCACAGCCUUAUGUAUUACAACACCCAGGAAAUUUAAUGAUGGAUACCAAUAAUAACAGUGGUAUCUUCCCUUCAUUCCCUGCUACUGUCUCUUCACCACCACCACUACAACAACAGCAACAACAACUACCACUACCUCAACAACAACAGCUGUUACCUACCGAAGUUCAUCCUCAACCUGCUGUGUCAGAAUACCCACAAACAAAAGUAUAUCAACAAGCACCUCAUGUGUUUAACAAUGGCAGUAAUAUUACUAACAGUAACACGAGCCUAUACGCUACACAGGCUACAUCCACGCAAUCUUCUCUCUCAUCUGCUGCGAAAGAAGAAGAACCUAAACAACAAGAGGACGAUGACACUCACGACGAAGGAGACGGUGCCGAAGCAGAUGGCGAAAUCAGUGAAGAUGACGAAUCAUACUCGGUCAUUCAAAGAAAAAAGUCAUUUACCAGUGUCAAGGGUACCACUCCCUCAACUGAGCACAGACGAACAAUGAGGUCAUCACGAUCAACUCCUAAUCUGAAAAAAAGCAAGAAAAAAUCAAGCCAUAGCAGAAGAAACUCUCAAGAUCAUUCCGCUUCAACUCCCUCCUCCUCUUCCGAUUACCCCUUGACCCCUCCUCUACCACAUCAUCAACAGCAGCAAUUACUGCAACAUCAACAACAAUUACAGCUGCAAAUGCAGCAUCAUCCUCAGCAAUUAUACCAACAGCAAGGCCAUCUUCCACAGCAACCCAUUAGACAUAUGAAGAGUGAGCCUGAACUCAUUCAUCGUAGAAAGACACAACAGAUGAUGCAGCAUCAACAACAGUUACAGCAUGAAUGGGAUCGUAUGCAAGCUUACCAACGAGAACAACAAUUGAAACUAAUGCAACAACAGCAAUACAUGUCAAUGUAUCCUGUCAUGUACUAUAACCAGCCAAUGAUGAUGCAACCUUCUAAAUCCACAAGUACUACUGCUAGAAUGUCUCAUUCUCAUUCAUUUCAUACCACACCAAGAUAACAAGAGUAAUAAUAAUAAGCAUAAUCAUAUAAUAAAUAAAACACGUCAUGUAUUUAUGUAGUUUGCUUACACAUCUUCCUAAAUGGGUAUGGAUACUCAUGUGCGGUG